AUGAUUACACAGUCUAAUGAAAUCAUACCACCAACCAUACCAACGCCGAGUGAAACCACCAACUCUUCCGACACCAACACGGAGGGCGAUGCCUAUGCUGGUCUUAUGAAGGAUGCCGACAAACUUAAGCUCAUGCUAUUAGCCUGGAACUAUCAGAACUCCAAUGCAGUACGCAAUGGCACUGAAGGACCCGAUUUGGCAGUAGUAGGUGGCCUAUGGGCACAAUAUCAAAAUGCUUUGGCACAAAGUGCAGCAGCUGCUUCGGGCAAUAAACUAGAUGCUUCGCUGUCACCUGUGCCCAGAGACACAAAUCCCUCGCCCAUGGAAACACAAGAUGAGACAAACUCAUCGGGUCAGAAAGAGGAGGAUGAAGGUUCGGAAGAUGAUUCGGAUGAUAAAAUAGAUGAAAAAUUAGCAACGUCACAUGAUCCAGAAAGAUUAAAGGCUUUUAAUAUGUUUGUGCGUUUAUUUGUGGACGAAAAUCUAGAUCGCAUUGUACCCAUCUCCAAACAACCUAAAGAAAAAAUCCAAGCCAUUAUUGAUUCAUGUGCCCGUCAAUUUCCCGAAUUUAGUGAUCGUUCACGCAAACGUAUACGUACAUAUUUAAAGUCUUGCCGGCGCAAUAAGAAAACUAGAGAUGGUUGGGAAAAUACGACCCGCCCUACACCAGCCCAUCUAACUUCCGUACAAGCCGAACAAAUCCUAGCCAUUGCUUGUGAGAACGAAUCCCUUAAUGCCAAACGCAUGCGCAUUGGUUUAGAACCCAUUACUCAUGCCAUACCCGCUCCCGGUUCAGCAGUAGCUGCUGCCGCCGCCGCUGCUGCAGCAGCAGCUGCCGCAGUAGCGGCCACCACUAGCUCUGCAGCCUCUAUUGGGGGUGCCAGCACUUCGUCCACCGUUACUUCAGCCUCUGCCAAUGAUGGUUCAAAUGCCGCCACUUCAGCUGCUUUACCUUUUGCCACCGGCACGGGCUUUGCUCGUUCUACCCCCAAUUCAGAGACUGCUGAACCUUUGUCUCUGACACCAGCUGCUGCAGUUGCUGCUGCUGCCGCCGCUGCGGUGGCUGCUUCCUCUAGUGUCGGCAGUGGUGGCAUCAAUUCAAAUCGUAGUUCUCCUUUAGCUUUAAGUUCAAAUGCCAGCGCUUCGGGCAUGGAAAUUAAACCAUUGGCAACGACUUUGGCUAAUGGCAAUAGUGGCGCCAAUGGCACGGCUUCUGGUCUAACUGGUAUGCCCGCAACAAGUCCUCUCUAUCGACCAACAGAUUUUACAUCGCCCAGUGGCGCGUCACCAUUUGUGGCAGCUGCGGCGGCUGCAGUGGCGGGUCGUACGCCAACAUAUCCAGCGUAUUUUCCGGGUGUUGGCACUUUAGGAAAUGUUACACCUACUGACCUUUCUAUGAAGCCUUCCUCCUCCACCAUCAACACACCCAUCACCUCAACCACCGUCAGCACUAUGAAUACGAAUACCAAUAAUGGCAAUAACAUUAAUACCUUGGCAGCCCUUAACCAACUAAAUGUUAAUACAAAUCUAAACAAUGGUAAUGUGAACAAUACUAAUGUACUGGCCACAGCCACCCAACAACUACAGCAAUUGCAGCAGGCACAACAGCAGCAGCAACAACAACAGCAACAACAACAGCAACAACAACAACAGCAACAACAACAGCAGCAGCAACAACAGCAACAACCGAUUUUAGGAAAUUUAAGUAAUAAUAGCAUGGAUUUAAACGCAGUCCGAGCACCACCUUUGUUGCCACACAAAUUGAGUCCCAAUGAGAUAACAGCUGCGCGUCAGGUGAUUUCUGCCUAUCGAGAAAGUGCUGCUUUCCUGCUGCGCACAGCAGAUCAAGUAGAGCAAUUGCUGGUGCAGCAACAGUAAGUGUGGGUUUUAUCCAAGUGGAUGGAGGAGAUGUGGCUCAUGAGUAGACAGGAUGAUUUUUAAUGUAUUUUUCUUUUAGUUUAUACGUUUAAAUGUGUUGAUUUUUUUUUUUUUUUUUGUUUUAAAAUAGUUUAAGUUUAAAAAUGAAAAUAACAUAAAAUAUCCUUUUGUUUUUUGCAAAAAGACAUUAGGGUGGUUCCUAUUAUACUAUAAAGCUGAGAAAAACAAACUUAACGAAAUAUAAAAACACACAAAGAAAUAGUCAAAUACGAGUUGAUUUUUAAGUUUUAGUUUAAAUAAUAUUAAAAAAAUAGUCAAUAUUUAAACGUUUUGAUUUGUUAAUGUUUUGGAGUUUAAAAAAAGCACCACUAGAACAUUAUUGUUUUGCGUUAUUUCAUUACAUUUAGUUAUUUACUCGUAUUUAUACAACAAUAUUAAUAAAAACCCUAAUACAAACAUAAGAAAUAGUAAAAAAAAACUCUAAAAAAUAUUUAAACAGCCAAAAACAAAAACAAAUAAAAAAAUAUUUAAAUAAUCCACUACAAUUUUAUU
Molecule: messenger RNA, 2430 nt
Organism: Lucilia cuprina (Australian sheep blowfly)
Lineage: Eukaryota; Metazoa; Arthropoda; Insecta; Diptera; Calliphoridae
Product: TOM1-like protein 9
Exons: 5
Coding region: 1-1878 (625 amino acids)
Source: RefSeq, a predicted model, not a curated record